AUGUCAAUGUUUAAUCCAGUUCAAUUGAUAGAUGAAGUAAAAAAACGGCCCGGGCUGUACAAACCUGAUCAUCCUGCCGAUCGGGAAGAGAAAUUGGCGUUAUGGAAGGAAAUAGGAUCAGUUAUUUACCAUGGUUGGGAAAAUUUCAACAAGGCGACAGCUUACGACAGAGUGUUACAGUUGCAACGGAAAUGGCGAUCGUUGAGGGACGCGUACAACAGGGAGCUGCGCGCGCGCAGGUCGGGAAUCAGGAUCAACAGGCGAGUGUAUCGUUACUUCAAGAGGAUGAGCUUCCUCGGAGGGUUCGAUGGCACACUCAGCGAAGACGAGGAAAUGGAUGAAGACAUGAUACUAGAGGGACAUAAUGCUGAUGAAGAAAUGCAAGUAGAAACGAUCAAAGUGAAGAAAAAUAAACGGAAAAAGAGGAAACGGGAGUCCAGUGAAGGUAGUCACCAGCCUCCAGAAGAAUUAGAAAUGCCCAUGUUCCCAGUAGAAAUUGCUGAAAGUGAGACGGACAGUGAUAGACUCUUCCUUCUUUCUUUUCUACCUGAAAUGAGGCAGCUCCCAAUUAAUAUAAAGAUGUGGGUUAGGGCACAGAUAGCAAAUGUUAUGCAGGAGGCCGUCUCCUGCCACUACAAUAACACACGGCCAGGGUCUUCUGGAGACAAGAACUGCAUGGACAUCAAACGGCAAAGGCAUGACAGUACAGAAUGA
This is a messenger RNA of Spodoptera littoralis (African cotton leafworm), 714 nucleotides long. The record is from the annotation of a GenBank genome assembly. Lineage: Eukaryota; Metazoa; Arthropoda; Insecta; Lepidoptera; Noctuidae.